UUUUUAAACCUCAAUUCAAUCUCUUUCCCUCAUCUUGCAAAAACCCUAAAACGAAAGUCCGCCGCCGCCGUCUUCCUUCCUUCUUCUCGAAUAUCGAUCUCGUCCCCGUCCGGCGAAUGGAACUGGAACUUUUGUACCGAUUCUCGUCCGCGGUCUGUCGUUCUGUCCAGCUUCGACAGUGACGACCGGCGACUGCAACUCUUGGCUGAGUUGGCUCUUCGAUUAGCGACCGGCGGCGUCCAUCCAGCUUCUCUCUCUGUAUGUAUUUAUUUCAGUUUCAGCAUCACAAUGGACCUAAAACUUUGAUAUAUUUUUUCGUUUCUUUAGAUAGAUUUCGGUGUUUUUAUGAAGUUUUUGCCAGUGUUGUUGUGCUGGUAGGCAUAUGAAUUUGUAUCAGUGUGGGCGGAUUCUGAUGUUCUGUCGCUUCUUGUAACCCUAAGUUAUGGUGCUGACUUUGAUGCUUCAGCAGUUUGGGUAUUACCAAGGACAGUAGGGAUCUAGUUUUAGCUUGGAGGGAUUAUAGGGUUAGAAGGUGAUAGAAGCAAGCUUUGAUUUUGGUUUCAAAUGUCCUGUUGUGGUCAAUUUGGCAAGAAAAAUAAGUUUGUCCGAGUGAAAUAUUAUUUGUCUUGCAUGGUUGAUUAGUUGGAAGUAACUGGAUCAGUCCAUUUUAUGGGUUUUAUUUUACCCGUUUGGCAGAUGUUUAAAACAUGACUAUUUUCAUUUCAGAAGAAAAGAAAAUGCAAGGGUGAUCCAAAAAUCUUUCUUCUUAAUUUCUUUUGCCAAGUUCAAAAAUACUCAACUUAAGCUUCCCAUAGUUAGAGUGCUCUGAUCAGUAUUGCUUUAUAAAUCUAGAUUAAAGAUAGCAUUUAUGGUGCAGUAUCUUGCGUGUUUGUUACAUGUUAGUUGAACUUGUCUUGAUAUUGAAUUGUUGUCGCUAUUGGUGGUAUGCGUUGCAUUUACGCUGUUGUCAUUAUUGGUGAGUUGGUAUCAUUCAGAAUAGGCUGUCGACUGAGAUUCUAUUAUGUGCAUCAAGAAAGAUCUAAUCGUUUAUGCUUUUAGCAAAAUUUAACUCAUGUCUGUGCUUUGAAAAAUAAUAGUGCACUACAAAAAGAAAGGGAAAGAUCCCAAAAGGAUCAAACUAUUUAUGGUCCUAAGUAUCAACUACGUGGAAAAACAAAAGGCACAGGGUUGUGAUGUUUAAUGUAUGCAAUCUUUGCCUAUCACAUUUUCUUUGCUUUUUGGUCUCUAGAAUUGAACAUUGAAUCAAAACCCCUGGCAACCAUGGUCACCCAUGCCUUAAGUUUUUUCUGGUAGCUAAAUUUUCUGAAGUUUGUAAUGUUAUGUUAGUUUUUCUUUUCAUCUCGCAAUUUUAGAUUGUAUGAAUCCUUUAUCUUGGUUAACAACCUUUUCCUUGCUUUUCACCAAAAGCCUUUUUCUUUUAUCCUAUUUGUUCCUUUGAGACCAUGGUCCUUGCAUUUUUUUUCUAUUAGCAUUUGACUAGUGAUUCUCAUUAUAGUGUGUGCAAUGCCUCGCCUCUCUAGAAUGUUAUUGGGUUAUUUAUUUAAGUGAUUUUCUUUUAUUUUUUUAAAUUAAGAAUCACGUAUAACCCACCAAGAGUUUGACCUUAUCUUAAUUAGGAUCAACCUGAAACCACAUGAUAAUUAAUUAUAAUCUUGGUUAUUCUUAUUUACUUGUCAUUAACCUCACGUAGACCUAACUAAAGUUAAUUAACCCAACCAAGGUUAACUUGAUGAAAUUUGGGUUAAUCUGAGCCACCCAUGGUUAAGCUAAUUCACGUCAACCUAUUUUUCUUAUUUUAUAAUAAAUCGUGCUUUCCUCUAAUUUACAGAUCUCUACUACUAUUGGCAAAAAAGAAAAUUUACAUAACCAACCAAAUAUCAAUAGAAGUACAAUAUCUUUUGCCUAAGUGUAUUAUAUAUCUAAGACUAAAAAAUCUUUAGACCAUUAAAGAUCCUUGCAUAUGUAUAUGGCAACAGAUUUAGCUCCCUACAAUCAUUUGCAUCAACGAUUAUGCAAAAACAGCACUAACUGCUCAACUCAUACGAGCCUGCUAGUGCUAAGUAAGUUAUAUAAAUACCAUGAUGCUUCGAAUGUAGCAUGUUAAAUUAGGAUAACAUACAGUCUUAAAGUCUUCAAUCCAGGCCUCUUAAUGCUCCAUCUGCGUGUGUGUGGUAAUGAUAACCACAUGAGCUGUGGACAAUAAGACAUGCAUGUUAUGCAACACACAACAUAUGAUAUGACCCAUGUGCAUGUGAGAAACACUAUCAUAAAUGCUGUCAUGCAUUUUCACAAAUAUAGUAGCUAGCAUAUAAUCUUUAUACAGCAAUAAACAGUGUAACUAUAAAAUUGUGGUGCAAUGAGACAACAUCUAAUGCGUGCAUAUAACAACCAUUACAUGCAUUAUCUUCCCCAUUCCAUGGUCUCAACUGAUUUUUUUUUUUGUCAAAAGUAAUUUCUAUCAAGCUCUUUCCUUCAACUCCGUCAUUACUCUCCUCACCUUGAAAUGGAAAACUGACACAAGACAUCUCCUAAAUAUUAACACUAAUGCCCUUUUCUAAAUUCUCUGUUUAAAUAUAUAUAUAUGUGUGCAUGUAUAUAUAUAUAUAUAAAAUAGUUAGCAUUCAAAUAACGAAAGACUGAAACAUAAUUACCAUAAUAAAGGUUUGUUGCUGAUGUAAAGACUAAUUUUCUAUGCAACUGCAUACUCACUUAUAUUUCUAUUAUGAUAGGAACCCUGAUAGAAAUCCAAACAACAAUCAAAUAUCAAUAGCUAUCAAUACUUUUCAGCAAGAAAACAAGAACAAUCCAGGGCAUUCGAGAGGCCCUUACUCUCCCAAUUCUUCUAUCAAAAACCAGCUACCCUCUCCCUCUUCUUCUCAGCUAUUUAUACCUCUCCUCUGCCCCCUUUCUAACCGAAUUCCCUUAUACAUGCAGAUUAUCCCCUCAGCAUGUGGAUUACAAAACUACCCCCCAUGCACACAUGCUGGUUGUAACAACCUGCAUGUGUUAAUUCCCUAUUCUAACCUUCAUGCAUGCUGCUGUGUUUGUGGCGUCUUUGGUAGGUCCGGUACACCGGUGGCCUAUAAUAUUAUUAGCUCCUUCAGCUCUCAAUUCAAAUAUAAUAUGCAUGGAAUUUCCAAGUGAGCUUUUCAUCCCUCAGUCCAAUAUAAUAUCCAAGAUCAUGUGUUGAUGGCAAUUGGAAGUGAUUCAAUUCAAUAUAAUAUCCAAAAGAAACUCCAAAGAAAUAAUAUCCCACUCAAUAUAAUAUUAAAGGAAAUUCUAAACCAAUUCAUAAUUCAAUAUAAUAUUCAAGAAAAUUCUUGACCAACAGAGUGAGAAUUCUUACUUUCUCAGAUUUUUCUUCUACUUGCUUUGUCCCACCCCUUAGCUUUCCUUUGUUUUUGAUUUUGCUCAAUUGAGUGGCCCACUGUGUAUAUAUACAUAUAUAUAAUCUUUGCCUACCAGCAUCCCAUUUCAUCCAUCACACCACAUUAGCUCAUUUCUAUAGUAUGGCCCAGUUCCUCUGCAGGAAAAUGGAGAAAUUUCUUCAUAGAGCUCUCUAACGCCAUGGACAGAACAUUUCCUUUUGUAGCAGGUGAUUAGGAUUCUAUCCUGCUAUUAUUUCCCAAUUCCCACAGUCCUCCAUUCUCAGCAAGCACCUUCAUCUCUCUCAUCACCAACAAUUCACGCAGCCCCCCCCCCCCCCCCCUCCCCCCCCCCCCUUCCCUGGAACCCAUAUCUAGUAACUUCAACUGCUCAUCUCUUUCCUAUUUUCUUCCUGCUCCCUCAAAGGUUUCCUCUAGUUUUAUUAUUUUUUUCCCCUUUCUCAUAAUGAUAGGGUCUUCCUGAAACUUCUGGUCCAGCUAGUUUGCCAACUUUUAUGGAAUUCAAACAAACUAAUAGUGCAGCGGAGCACUGCCAUCUUGCACAUUCAGUUUACGAACAGAGGCUCCCUCGCUGUUCUGGUUUCUGAAAGGGUCCUCUUCAAUAAAGAUCACUCCCUGAACAGCAGCAUCCUCUGCUAGAAAUACCACUUUUCUGCUGGUCUUUGCUGCUGCAUCUUGACUCGUGUGUAGAUAUGCACCUAUAUAUAUACACACGUGCAAGCUAAACCAAGGUAGGGACUUAAGUGCACAAUUCUUUCUCUCUUUCUACAUGGCAAGACAUGCAAAUGAAAGGCCUUGCAUAUGGUGGAUGUAGCAGUUUAUGGCCACCCCAAGCUUUGGAGGUAAGGGCCACCCAACUUAAAAUUUGUGAGAGGAUAAAAACAGUAAAGGAUUGGUAUCAUCUCCAUCCAUGGACCAUGACAACAUCAGUGUCAUGACCCUGAGAGUAUUAUUGUAAUGAUAGUACUAUUGUAACUGUGGAGUGAAUAAGCCUAUUGUAUUAGGUGGUUACAACUUUACUUGAUUGUACCUAUUUAGUUUUGAUAUUUCAAACCGAGGGAAGUAGCCUAUAAAAGGCCAUGUGCAAGAGGAUGGGAAUCAUUAAUGAGAAUAUUGAUUCUUUCCCUCUAACUUCUUUUCCCUCUGUCUUUGUCUCUCUCCCUCUUUCAAAUUCUCCCUCCAAAUUCUACAUCCCUUCUAUAAUUCCAGAAUUGGCCGUCUCAGAUUCGAGGCUUGACAAUCAGUUAUCUUCAUUUAUGACCAUCACAUGAAACUUUUCCCUAUGAAAAUGGUGUUGGAACAUUAUCUCAUCAUUCCUUUGCUAGAGGGUUGCGUUGGGAAAGGCAUCCAAGUGUAAAACUUUUCCAUAUUGUUCUUUUGUAUGGAUUUGUAUUGUGACUGUUGUGUUUGCCUCGAGUUUGUUCAAUAGAAGAUCAGUAAAUACUAGAGAUGCAUCGGCUAGAAGAUUAGAUCAUUAGGCUUAAAAUACCAAGUGUAAUAUACUUAGUAUUUUGGGGGUCUAAUUGUAAUAUCCCAAUGAUAGUUGGUUACAUUGGGUGUCUGCCCUUUCUAUAAAUAAGAGGGCAUGGGAUGCAGUCGAGAGGCAACCUAAGGAGAGAGUUUCUAUUUCAUCUAUGAUCAAGUAUUGAUUUCAUUCUUAAGAAAGAAAGGCUGAGUGAUCAGAAUUUAGUCUCGUGUAUUCUUGAGAGAAGAAAUGUUUUGUACUCGGGGAUAUAGAUGAGGGUUAGAAACUGAUGUACUGAUCGGUUUAAUCUAAAUAAAGAUUGCUUUGUGUGGGUGUUGGAUUGUUGGAUGUAGGUUUGCUUAAGGGCAUUCCGAACUAGGAUAAAUCUCGUCUCUUGUUGGUUUGAUUUAUCUUUUUGUAAUUUCAUUUUUCAUUCUAUUUUGUCUGAUUACUUAAUUGGUUUCUAAUUCCGUGAGUGUGUAAGGAUUUGAGUGGGAGUUCUCUUCGGUUUGGUCCUGGUUUGAAAGUCCUAAUAUCAACUGUGACUAUUGUCAAUGUGUUUAGAAGUCAAUUAACAUUAUGAAUGUCAUGACACUGACCCUAACUUGGUUAGGACAAGAAGCAGUCAUGAUGAUGAUAUAUAGUUAAUCAAAGGUGCCUUUUAUUAUUUCAGUCAUGCAUCUUCUCUUUACUGUAGUGGAGAGUUUUUGGGUUGCAUUUCCUUUAACUUUGACAUGUGGGGUGAUUUGAUAUGUUCCCAUCUCUGCUUUGCAUACUUGCCGCUCUAAUGAAGAUGGCAAACAUGAAUGGAAUAUGGUGUAAACAUCAUCCAACCGAUGGCAUGCAUCCUUGCUAUGCUAUUUUUCUGUAGCUAUUAGAUUGUCUCCAUACUUAUCUAUCUAUCUCGAUCUCUUUAACCCUUACCCGUGUGGCUAUGAGUUAACUUCUAAUUUUUCUUUAUGCAUUGCUUUUAUUUCCCAAAGGCAAGGACUGCCACACCUUUAGCUUACUCUAACCACUGUUCUAAUUUAAUUUUAACAACUUAUUUUAGCAAUAUUAAGAUCAUCCUUCAUGUUAUCUGGGUAAGGGUCCUAACAGUAUACAGUUACACAUUUAUAUAUACUCCUAUUAAUUUCAUGUAACUCAAAAUAAAACAUGGCACCCAUGGCAUCAAUUUGCGAAAUAUCUUAUGAAAAAAAUUGAUGAUCUAUAAGGAGCGCGGUGUUAUAGUGUGUGUAAAUUAAUUAAUGAUUCUCGUAUUAAUGCUUCACAAGCAUAUGAUAUUUUUCAGUCACCUUUCCUGCAACACGUUCCAUUUUCUUGGCAUCCUUAUAGAUAAAAGGAACUGUUUGACAAAACAAUGAUGCAUGUUAGGAAAAAGAAAAAUAGAACUAAACAAAAGAAAAUGUUAAAUGAUAUGAAAGGGGACCUUUGAAAGCCAAUGUAUAACCAAUAUUACCCACAUUCUGAAUAUUUAUCAAACCUUGAAAGACAGUGAUGGAGUGACUACAGGGUCAGCUCAUGUUUAUCUUGAUAUAUAGGAAUUAAACAUAAUUCUUUAGCUUAUGAUUAAAUUGAGUUUAAAUGAAGUUCAACCAGUUAUAUUCAAGCUUGACCCUUAAUACUAACCUUAAUCUUCAUAAGUUGCAAUCAAAAUAUGAAGGGACUAGUUUAUGUUGAGAACUAGCUGUUGGCCAUUGAUUCAAUCAUCUGUAUGCUCCAACAAAAAAACCUGUCAAAUGUCAAAUUCUUCAAUAGAUCAGUAUUGUUACAUAUUGACUGUUAAUUCAAACUUGAACAUUUUAAAAACAAUUGCUCCCUCUAUGGAGGCUUGAUCCAAUUAUGCUGGUGUGCUGUAGUGUUUUUACUGCUGUUGGUUUACAGCUUUCCUUAUGCUUUUGUUUUACCUGGAUACAAAUAUGUUACUUUUAAUCAUAUAAUAUUGAUUGAACCCCUAGUUAUCAACUGUGAAUCACCGCUGCUAGUUUGAUGUUUUAGUUCUGUGUUUGGUUUGGAUUUUAUGGCUAUAGUUUUCAUUCUUCAUGACAAUAACAUUAUUAAGUACCCAUGUCAAACUUGAUAGAACUGGCUGUUAGUUCUGACUUGUAGGGGAAGCAAAACUUGAUAAUAGAUUCCUUGUGUCUGAAGAGAGACUUCAGUUAAAACUCUGAUGGAAUUGCUUAUAGUUAAUAUAAUGUUCAAAUCUGUAAAUGAAUCUUACUUGCAUGAGUAUCUGCGCUGAGGGAACAGUAAAUAGGAUGUGUUGGUUUACAUGUGCAAUUAAGGAUUUUGAGACUGUUCAAUUUGAUCUUGUAGAAUAAGAAAAAUUAAAAAGAAUGUUGUUUCAAGAACUUGUAUGUGCGAUUGACUCAAUACUUUGUGGGAAUUGAAGUUUGGUAGACCGCAUGUGCAUGGUAAUUUUCUCAUAAUACUUCUGAGGUUCAUUGCAUUAGUUUAUGUUUAGGCGGUUCUCUCAUUUCUUUUAAUUCCAGAUUUCACUAGUCAAACUCAUGUUUGAAUUGCCAAUGGUACUGUUAUUUAUUGGAUGGUUUCUUAUACUAUAUAUCCUGUCAUGAUAUUAUUCAAGCAUAUCUAUUCAAGGGUUGUAGAUUCCUUUUUUUCUUUCUUUUUAAGCUAUGAAUGCUUUUUUAUUUAUGAUUUUCAUUUUUCGGAAGACAUGUAUCUGCACAAUUAAAGUGGCUUGUAAACUCUAGUUACUUAGUGGUUUGUCAAACAAAUGGCUGGAAGAGGACACCUACCAUCGACAUUUGAGAGACGAUAUGCCCAGGCCCCAGGAAUGAUGCGGCGUCCAUUAUCUGGGAUGGGUCCUGCUGGUCAUCACCCUUUGGGAGUUUUUCCUCGUGAGCAUUUGGAGAGUGACAUGGCUAUUCAGGAGGAAGAAAUGGAACAGCUUGCUAGGGGGAACGAGAUACUAGCUGCCUCUCACGCGGCCAUGAGGCAAGAGCUUGUUGCUGUGCAGCAAGAAAUUGAAGCAGUUAAAGCACAUAUAAGAAGUACUGAAACUGAGAGUGAUAUCCAAAUUAGGGUUUUGCUUGAAAAGAGUGCAAAAAUGGAAGCUAAGAUGAGAGCUGUGGAUGGUCGUAAAAAAGAUCUGCAGCAGGCGCACAUGGAGGCGCGGAGCCUAGCGACAACUAGAGAAGAUUUAACUGCUCAAAUUCGACAGGCCACUGAUGAAUUGGAUAAAGCCAAUGCAGAUCUUAAAACUCUAUCAGAAAUGAAGGCUGAACUUGAUCGUAGUAGGGAAGAGCAUCAGAGGUUACGGACUACAUUUGAGCAUGAAAAACGCAUCAACAUGGAGAAAGUGGAGGAACUGCGAGCUGCAGAGAAAAAACUGGUGGGCAUGGCAAGAGAGGUGGAAAUGUUGCGUGCUGCAAUUUCAGAUGCUGAGAAUAGAGCACGCUCACCAAACCGCUACGGUAUGACAUACAAGCAUGGCGGUCCUCUUUAUCCACCUUCUAUACAAAACAGCGGUGCCUAUGGAUAUAGCGAUCGCUAUCGACGACAAGACGGUCAGAUGGGUAUUGGGGCUGCAUCAGAGGGAAUGAUCCCAUAUGCUGGUGGCAGCAGAGCAGCUGCUUCUGGUGGUGCCGGUGGUUCAACCGUACCCGGUGCUGGUGGGGCUUCCGCCUGGGGAGGAGCUUAUGAAGCCCCGCCCCACCCGUAGGUGAUGCUCUUAAUUGCUUCCAUUAGAGACUGUAGCUAGCCAUAGAUUCCUGCCUUUUGCCCAAACUUGCUAUUAGUAGAGUCUUCAUAGUUAGCCGGUUUUCCUAUAUAUGCAAAAAAUUUAUGCCCAUUUCAGCGAAAAAUCUUCUCUUGUAAAUUUUCUGUACAUGAUGCAUAUGGUUUAAUGUUUAUUAUCUA
This is a messenger RNA of Diospyros lotus (date-plum), 8754 nucleotides long. Its product is annotated as protein FLX-like 4. The record is from RefSeq and is a predicted model, not a curated record. The coding region runs from base 7610 to 8557 and encodes 315 amino acids. The transcript has 3 exons. NCBI's taxonomy places the organism in Eukaryota, Viridiplantae, Streptophyta, Magnoliopsida, Ericales, Ebenaceae.